AUGUCUGGCCAGAAGUUCGAGACGCUCCAGCUCCAUGCCGGCCAGGAGCCCGACCCAGCGACCAAGUCGCGGGCCGUCCCGAUUUACGCCACUACCAGUUUCACUUUCAAUGACUCGGCGCAUGGCGCCCGUCUGUUCGGGCUCAAGGAGUUUGGCAACAUCUACUCCCGGAUCAUGAACCCCACAGUAGAUGUCUUUGAGAAGCGCAUCGCCGCGCUCGAGGGCGGUGUUGCCGCGGUGGCCGCAGCGUCAGGUCAAGCAGCCCAGUUCAUGGCCAUCGCAGCGCUGGCGCACUCGGGCGACAACAUUGUGUCGACAUCAAACCUCUACGGCGGCACCUACAACCAGUUCAAGGUGUUGUUCUCGCGCUUCGGCAUCACCACCAAGUUCGUCAACGGCGACAGCCCGCAGGAUAUCGCCGCCGUCAUCGAUGACAAGACCAAGGCCGUCUACAUCGAGAGCAUUGGCAACCCGCGCUACAACGUUCCCGAGUUCGAGGCCAUCGCCAAGGUCGCCCACGACGCUGGCGUACCGCUUGUGGUCGACAACACGUUCGGCGCGGGUGGGUACUUCGUACGCCCGAUCGAGCACGGCGCCGAUAUUGUGGUGCACUCGGCCACCAAGUGGAUCGGCGGCCACGGCACGACGAUCGGAGGUGUGAUUGUCGACAGCGGCAAGUUCGACUGGGGCAAGCACGGCGCGCGGUUCCCGCAGAUGGUCGAGCCGUCGGACGGGUACCACGGGCUCAAGUUCUGGGAGACUUUCGGCCCCAUCACCUUUGCGAUCCGCGUGCGCGUCGAGAUUCUGCGCGAUCUGGGCGCGGCGCUCAACCCCUUUGCCGCGCAGCAGCUGUUGCUCGGCAUUGAGACGCUGUCGCUGCGCGCCGAGCGACACGCACAAAACGCGCAGGCCCUGGCCGAGUACCUCGACAAGAGCGAGUACGUGUCGUGGGUGUCGUACCCGGGGUUGGCCAGCCACCAGUCGCACGAGACGGCCAAGAAGUACCUCAAGCGCGGCUUUGGCGGCGUGUUGAGCUUCGGCGUCAAGGGCGGCGGCGCGGCCGGCAGCCAGAUAGUCGACGGGUUCAAGCUCAUCUCCAACCUUGCCAACGUCGGCGACUCCAAGACUUUGGCCAUCCACCCCUGGAGCACCACCCACGAGCAGCUCAGCGACGAGGAGAAAGGCACCUCGGGUGUUACCGAGGACCUGAUCCGCAUCUCGGUCGGCACCGAGCACAUUGACGACAUCAUCGCCGACUUUGAGCAGUCCUUCAAGGCCGCGGCUGCUGCGAGCACCGAGGGGGGCGCUGCCGUCGCGGACCGGACAAAGGGUGAGGCGGCUCCGGUGGUGGUGUAA
Messenger RNA from Dichotomopilus funicola, 1356 nucleotides. Its product is annotated as Cys/Met metabolism PLP-dependent enzyme-domain-containing protein. Gene Ontology annotation, biological process: transsulfuration. The record is from RefSeq and is a predicted model, not a curated record. Bases 1 to 1356 code for a protein of 451 amino acids. Lineage: Eukaryota; Fungi; Ascomycota; Sordariomycetes; Sordariales; Chaetomiaceae. Gene Ontology annotation, molecular function: transferase activity, transferring alkyl or aryl (other than methyl) groups; pyridoxal phosphate binding. The transcript is spliced from 5 exons.